Molecule: messenger RNA, 620 nt
Organism: Macrobrachium nipponense
Lineage: Eukaryota; Metazoa; Arthropoda; Malacostraca; Decapoda; Palaemonidae
Product: crustacyanin-C1 subunit-like
Exons: 4
Coding region: 1-582 (193 amino acids)
Biological process (GO): response to reactive oxygen species; lipid metabolic process
Cellular component (GO): cytoplasm
Molecular function (GO): pigment binding
Source: RefSeq, a predicted model, not a curated record
AUGAAGUCGUUCGUUCUGGCUCUGUCUGUGGCUGUGGCGUCUGUGGCCGCAGACAAAAUCCCAGACUUCGUCGUUAAAGGGAAAUGUCCCGCUGUGGAUGAAGUCAAAUUGUGGAAGGAGCAGACUACUAGACACUCUGAGUUCGGAGGAGUCUGGUUCCAGUAUGCUCUCACAAAGAACGAAUAUCAACCCCUGGAAAAAUGUGUCCAAAUAGAAUACAAUUUUGACGGAGAGGGAUACAAAGUCCGCACUUCGGGCGUCAACUACAGCGGAGAGAAGCAGGAGAGACAAGGAGAGAUCUACCCAAUGCCCCUCGGGGAUCCUCACUUCAUGGUCGACUUCGAGGGCCAUGCAUUCGCCGCUCCUUUGGUGAUCCUCGACACCGACUACGAGAACUACGCUUGUCUCUACUCCUGCAUGGACUACUCCUCCAGUUACUUCUCGGAUUUCGCCUUCAUCUUCUCCCGGACGCCAGAACUUGAGGACGAAUACGUCAGCAAGUGCCAGGCCGCUUUCAAGGACAUCGGACUGGACACCAGCCGGUUCCAAAAGACAGUCCAGGGGUCCCAGUGCGAUUAUUAGACUGGACAACUGUUAGCACUAUUUUUCUUUACUUUCGU